CGACCUUGUCUCUGUGCUUCCAUCGUCUUCCAGACCUUUUGUCGUUUCAUUCCCGGGGCAUGCGGUCGGCCUCGUGCGGUCAUGCUACUGCUUAGCGCUCGGCAAUCGCUGGCUCCACCUUAGUGUGGUAGACUGGAUUCUGAACAUCAGUUAUUGUGGUGCUCAAAAUAGAUAGUAGGUGCAUGCAGUCCACAGAUUUCAAAGAUUCAACCCGGAUAAUGGACAGCUGACCUCUAACCGGCGCAUGCGCCUCGCAAGCUCGAUCUCAGCCUUCUUCGUUCGGGGUUGUGACGCGCUUGGAGUCUGCUCACCUAAAACGAAGAGAAGAGGGUAAUGAUAACAGACACAGCUCGUAGGUGCUCCCAGAACUGCGCUGUAGUUGAAGGUUACUGGCUCAUGGUGUCGAACGUAAAAUGAAAUUCAGGGGCAGAGAUGGAC
Mycena citricolor is the source of this 438-nucleotide messenger RNA. The record is from the annotation of a GenBank genome assembly. NCBI's taxonomy places the organism in Eukaryota, Fungi, Basidiomycota, Agaricomycetes, Agaricales, Mycenaceae.